Messenger RNA from Somion occarium, 3762 nucleotides. The record is from the annotation of a GenBank genome assembly. NCBI's taxonomy places the organism in Eukaryota, Fungi, Basidiomycota, Agaricomycetes, Polyporales, Cerrenaceae.
AGCGCCUGGAAAGUUUCGGCCCUCCAUAACGCACAAAUCGAUCUUCUAUCCUGACACCUGUGCAUGCAUCGCUCGUACACGCUUCCAUCAGUUGCCGUCUACUCUUGAUACUUACGUCUGAUCCUCAAGGCUCGCCCGGACUCCGCUAUCUGGCGUGAAGAAAAAUUAGGUUUGGGUGGGAGAAUCCGGUCGGUUGUUGAGUCCAAAGUAAAGGGCCUAGUCGAGAGUUCGAGAGGCCGUAAACAUUGCGAGCGGAGGGCUAUCAGAAUCCUCAAUUUAGAGUAUAGCCGAGAUCCUGGCUCAUUUCUUCUUCCGGAACAGUUCUAAAGAGUUAUAGUCCCCUUUUAUAGCGAAGCACGACAGUCCCGCUUGGUAUUACUUGUUUAUGGUUGUCCUUCUCAAGCCCUUUGUGUAUCUCGCCAGGAUCUCUUCUCUCGCCUUCUUGUCUCUCUGAUUGUCAUGAAAAUCCGUACUGCCUAGUCCUGUCAACCUCAUCUGUAAAGAGUGUACUCAAAACAAGCUUCAGAUCCGCUUGACAACCGAAUCUUCACCUCCAUCUUCAUUCGAUUGUCGAACGUAGACCGGGUGCAGUAUCGUCAACUCGCUAUCCCUUAAAGUUACGAGCAGUCUAACGGUGUUUGUCGGCACCGGAGGCGUUUAUGUCUUCAAGCAUGCCAUUUCCGGCCGAGGACAACAGAUCGUUCGGGCCAGAGCAGGCAGGUCGAAUCCAAGGCGGCUUGUCUUACAUGCAUGGACAUGAUCAUACCUCAUACAAUGAACAUGAUUAUGCUUCAAAGCCAGCUUAUAGAUCGUAUGGAAGUGUGAAUGGCGUUUCAGAGCCACAAUCCUCGCUUUCGAGUGUGCUUGGCUAUGGCGCUCAACAUCCCGCCAGAUUGUCGAGCACAGGAGCGCAUGGUAGUUCGGGGGAUUAUCAUAGUCUUCCCCCAUCGUCCGUCCAAACCUCAUACGAGCAGACCGAGGUGUCGGACGGCUCUUCUGUUGUCCGCGGUGCCCGUCCCUCAGAGGUUUUCCCGACAGCUUCGCCUUCAGGAUCUGGACAUUCUCCCAUAGCGAAUGCCAGCGCUCAACCACAAUAUUCUGAGAGGUCACUUUCUCCCCCAUCGGAACCACGCCCACUGGGCAAGCGCAAAGAGAAACCUCGUAUUGCGCUCGCGCCAGAUCAACCGCUGACUACGCAGGGUAAGCCCCGCGCCAGAGUCUAUGUGGCUUGUGUACAGUGUCGGAGCCGAAAAAUCAGAUGCGAUGGUGCAAAGCCUAUUUGUCACAACUGUACUCGGAAGUGUGCAGAGGGUGUGACACCUGAGUGCACUUACGAUCCGGCACCCAAACGUCGUGGACCAGACAAGGUACCGGGUGCUCGACAGAGGACAGCACAGAGUACUGUUACCGAUGGCGGGAAAGUGCGCAAGAGACGAAGACGUCAUCCUGAACAGAACAAGACAACGACUAGCUUGACUGUGAACCUGCACAGCGACGCUACUGGAGCUGAUUGGACCAAUCAGAGGCCGAUGCGAAUGGAGGUAUACACUGGGAAUCCAGCUACUGCGCAGUCCCAUGCUUCUGCAAGACCUCAAGGGCUGUCAGUGAUUGUGUCCGACUUAGAUGCGUACAAGGACCGGCAAGCGAGUUCAUCCUAUCAUCCGCUCAGCGGUGGUAGUUCGAACAAUUCGUCGCCUCUUCAACACGUGUCUCCACUUUCACAUCUCGGUGAGACCCUGCCGAGUCAGAAUGGCAGUUAUGUGUCCCCAUCUCAGCAUGUCACUCAGUAUUCCCAGUUACAUCCUACAGCGACUUUCAAUCCUCUUGGCUCAGAGUUGAACUAUCUUGGCUAUGUCCCAUCGUGGAAUACCUCAUCUGUGCUAGAUCAGAACGAGUACGAUGAGGAGAUUGACCGGAGUACCGAGAUCGCGGCCGAACCGUCACUACAGUUUACUCGAGCGACAUGGUGGGAUGCUCUCUUGAGUCUCUACGCUAGAAGAACGCCUACUCCAGAGCUGGCCUUGUCUCCUGGUCUCCGGGAAGCGACAACGCAGCGUAUCAUUUCCGACAUACAGUUUAUUUUUCGUGCUUCGAAUUUCUGGUUUUCCUUUGUUAACAUUUCACGAUUCUUUACUCGGAUAAUGGAUACUAGACAACGUCAAGGUGUCCAACCGAGUUUGGUGCUGGCUUUGCUUUCGCUUUCGACUUUCAUGCAAAGCUCCGAACGUGAAGGCGGCGCGAAAGGGAGAUCUUGGGCUUUAAGACUUCGCGAUGAAGCUCAGAGUGCUCUGGAAGCGAGUCUGAACGGUCGUUGGAUUGAUGAGUCGCUUGUACAUGCGAGUUGGCUCUUAGCUUUCUUCGAAAUAUCUGCUCAUCCGGCACAUAGCACCAACAGAGUGCGAUCUGCCAUGUCCAGACUGGACUCGCUUCUCCGUAGUAUGGCCUUAUGUAGUGUCGACAAGGACGAUCCUCGAGUGACAAGGUUCGGCAAUCGAGUUGUUCCUGCCGUCUCUCCACGUUCGCAGACUGAAUCACUACCUCAUUGGAAUCCUCAUCAUCAUCAUCAUCAUCACGUUCCCCGUGCUCAAGGUCACCCUGCAUACGUUGUCCCGAGUUCUCCGUCUCCACCGCAUUGUUCCUGCACUUCAUUCACUCUUGGGCAUAAUUCCCCAAUCGCCAAGGACGUGACUCCUUUGUGGUUGACAACGCCAGCCUGGCCGGAUUCCUGGACCGAAGGCGAGAUCCGGAAGGAAGAAUGUCGCAGGAUAGUAUGGAGCAGCAUGACGUUAACUGCAGGACACAGCUCAUACACGGCUGCUUGCAAUGGUUCCGCUCAGAUGGACUUAUUUAUUAGCAACCCUGCCAACUACACUGUCCUAUUCCCCGGGGAAUCUCUCAUGCCGGCGGCGUCUCCUGAUCUUGCCAAAGAGACAGUGUGGGCGUUGUACAUGCGUUCCAUGCUAUUGUGGCAUAGUUGUGUUCGGAUGCGGUUAGAACCUGAAGGAGAUGAUGCUACCAAGGCUCAGUUUGCGGUUGGCGCUUGGCUGGAAAUCGACCGUAUCGAAGAGGCGCUGUCAAAACAUACGUGCAACAUUGAGAGGGCCUUCCUGUUUCAAGGCAGAGAGUUUUUGUUCAAUGCUAGGAUGUGCAUCUCGCACGAGUUUCGACGGUACAUUCCACAAGCUGCAGCCAAUGCGAACUUCCUCUUCCACCGGCAGAAGGCCGAGGAAUGGCUCAAGCAUCAAGCUGCCGUAGCCGAGCAGGUCAUGUAUGGUCUUCAGACUGUUACUGGACAGCCCAACGUCAGCAUAACACGACGAUCAUUCUUUUUGUUUUGGUUUAUGUCGCAAGUUUCGAGGGCGUUGACUCUAUGGACCUGCGAUAAUAGUCUGACGGUGGCAUUGGAGAUGUCCAAGACCAUGCUGGCCCCGAUCGAGUAUCUCAUGUCUCUUUGGCCCUGUCCUGCGCAACAGAUACGUUACCGGGAGCUGCGAGAACAACUGAAUGCUUCCUGUCGCGCGGCAGGAAUUCCCCCGCCAUCCUUGGAUUCCUCUAGCCUGUUCCUUCCACUUGGUUGAGUUCUUGUAUCGAUAGUUUUCUUUCGACAUUUUUGUGUGUUUCCCGCUGAACAGUUAUCACUGCAUAUGUACCAUAGUUUGCAUAUCUGGACUUCCCCGUUACAUAGAUUAUUCUUCUUGCGCCGUUAAUGGAUAGAUUCUUGGCAUAUAGAAGUUGUUAAUGAGCGUGUCAGCGUCUGUUUGU